Molecule: messenger RNA, 3778 nt
Organism: Aedes albopictus (Asian tiger mosquito)
Lineage: Eukaryota; Metazoa; Arthropoda; Insecta; Diptera; Culicidae
Product: cytoplasmic polyadenylation element-binding protein 1
Exons: 9
Coding region: 625-3234 (869 amino acids)
Biological process (GO): negative regulation of cytoplasmic translation
Cellular component (GO): neuron projection; nucleus; cytoplasm
Molecular function (GO): mRNA regulatory element binding translation repressor activity; mRNA 3'-UTR binding; ribosome binding
Source: RefSeq, a predicted model, not a curated record
UAGUUGGGCUCGGUCAGUUCAUCUGUGUCGCUGCUUCGAGUAACACCGAACUUUACCCCUUCUCGAAAGUGCGGAACGGACGUUUGCAGUUUGUUAAAGAACUGUUACUGGCAAAAGUGUACAAUCAUAGCUAAGACAUCAAAGCUGAAUUAAUUCAGUGAGACUAAUAAAAAAUAUCCAUGCACGCGGUGUGAGUGCUUUGCACGAGACGAAAAGGAUUCGCAUCUCGUUCUCCUAAUAGUGAGUGACAGAGUGUUGGGUUUGGUCGGAGUGGCAGUGACUGCGGUGCUUUAGUCCUGAACCAUACACCGCAUUGUACGUGCGGAGCCUCUAUGUAUAAAAGCGAAGUGUGUAUAUUUUCCGUGAAAAACUGGGGUGAAUUAUCUCGCAGGCUGCGAAAAUAGGCGUGCUUAUUCAGCUUUAAAGGACAUUAAAGAGUUGCAUUGCAUUGCGCCAGUGUGUUGAGAGGAACCAGUGAACAGUGCCAAUAUAGUAGCGCCAGUGCGAGAAUAAGUGAGUUUGUGUGUGUGUCUCUGUAGACAGGACAACGGUGGAGGAGAUUGGUCUCAGGAAGUGAAAUUCCACAUAAAAGCUGCAAAGCUGACGCUGUACCGCAUCGGAGAGAUGCCUUCGCUGCAACAGACUAGCUUCAAAGAUUGGCCGAGUCCCGAUAUUGCACGAUCGCUCACAGGACCAGAUAUACUCCAGAAACAUUCGAUAAACUCACUACUGCUGGAGCACAAUGAAAUCAUCAGUAGGGGACUGCCAUCGCCAAUCGAAGAAAAUGUGUCGUUUUCGGAUAUUUUGGGCUCAUCACAAUCAUCGCAAUCUACCUCCACCUCGUCGUCACUCGGUGCCAGCAGCAGUAACAGCAACAGCUGCAAUCUAUCAUCGAACAAGAGCAGUGGCUCCCAACAGCAGCCAACUUCGCUGGCAGCCUUUUCGUCCCUCGGAUGUCCCGACAGUGCCAGCAGCAUCCUGAGUCUGAGUGGACCAAACACGGCCUCGUCGCCCGUUAUCAACACCAACGCCAACCCCUUCAGCUUCUCCGGUUUGUCAAUGUCCAGCUCCAGUCUGAGUUCGCCGGAGAUUGGCAGCAACGGUGGCAACGGCGGAGGCGGCGGUGGUAGCGGUGGACAAUCGCCAACCUACUAUGGCAAUGGCAGCGUGCAAUCAUCGAAGAACUACGACGAUUUUCGGUUUGACAAUGACAUCAGUUUAUCCGGAUCCAACGGACCAAACAGCUUAACCUCUGAGACGCUAAAGCUGCUGCAACGCAAUAUGGGCGCAUAUGAUUGCUCUUUGCCCACAUCACCAAACUCAUCUUCCACUGGCAUGUGUGCAAGAUAUUUUCGCGGAUCGCAACAACUCAGCGACCUGAAUCACAACUACGAGGCGAAUAGCAGCUCCUCCCUCUUCGGUGGCAAUCAGUCUUUGUCACGUUCCAAUUCCCCGCCCGACAAUGACCAGUCCAGUCUGCUGUCCAAUUUCGAUAGCGCCAACAUUUUGGACAUGAUCAAUUAUCUCACCAUCAACCAUCAGCAGCAGUACGGUAGCAGCUCUGGCAGCAACAGUAGCAAUAGCAAUAAUACCAACAGUAGUUCCCAGUCGUCACAGUCACAGUACAGUCACAUGUCGAACCUGAGUCAGUUCUAUCAGCAUCAAUCACAGGGAGGAUCUUCCUUCGGAAAUGGGAAUUGCAACAGUCAAUCUGGAAGCAACAACAGUGGCGGAGGGGGAGGUGGUAGCAGCAAUAGCUUUGUCAGUGACUACGAACGGCUGCAAAACCUGCAGGCACUCAACACGUUGCGUUUGUUGCAACAGUCUCAACAGCUGUCACAACUGCAGUUGCAACAAUAUCAAUUCAAUCAACUGCUACCAACCUACAAUAGCACACAGCUCAAAAACUGGUCACCAUCAUCGUCGUCCAGCAGUGGCGCCAACGAUAUCAAUCUGGACCGGAUUGCACGAUUUCAUCGUUCAUCAGCUGCUCAUUACGAUGCAACCUGUACAUGGAGCGGCGUGCUUCCUCCACGGUCCCAUCGAUUGGUGACUUACUCGUCGAAAAUCUUUCUCGGCGGCAUGCCGUGGGACAUCAGUGAGCAGUCGUUGGUGCAGAUCUUCAAGCCUUUCGGCUCUAUCAAGGUUGAAUGGCCGGGCAAGGAACAGCAGGCGACACAGCCAAAAGGUUACGUCUACAUCAUCUUCGAAUCGGACAAGCAGGUCAAAGCGUUGUUGCAGGCCUGUACCUACACAGACGCAAACUGCUAUAAUGGUUCAAGUCGUGGUUCCAACUCAUCCGUGUCCAGCAUCCUGUCAUACUCAUCCGGUGGUGAUGACCAAGGGCAGAUGCAGCUAGUGCAACAGUCGGGACAGCAACUGCAGCUAAUGCAUCAAAACAAGCUCCUGCCGGCACCUGGGGCUCGAAUCAACUUCAAAAUAUCUUCAAAACGUAUCAAAUCGAAAGACGUCGAAGUGAUCCCUUGGAACAUUGCCGAUUCCAACUAUGUGAAAUCCACUUCGCAAAAACUCGACCCGACAAAAACCGUAUUCGUUGGAGCGCUUCACGGACAGCUGACGGCCGAAGGUCUGGCAAAAAUCAUGAACGACCUGUUCGAUGGCGUCGUGUACGUCGGAAUCGACACGGAUAAGUACAAGUAUCCCCUUGGAUCGGCUCGAGUCACUUUCAACAAUUCACGCUCCUACAUGAAGGCCGUUGUGGCAGCGUUUAUCGAGAUUAAAACGGCUAAAUUCACGAAGAAACUGCAGGUGGACCCAUAUCUGGAGGACUCACUUUGCUCAAUGUGUGGAGUUCAACACGGACCUUACUUUUGUCGGGAGAUUGUCUGCUUCAGAUAUUUCUGCCGAUCAUGUUGGCAGUUCCAACACAACCGGGACAGUUCGCUACAGAACCACAAGCCAUUGACGCGCAACUCGAAAUCAACUACCAUUGUCGGAGUGGGUCCUCAGCAAACGACACUUGCAUCGCUGCAACAACAUUCCCAGUCACAGCACAACCACUCGCAAUAUAACUACCAUCAGCAGCAUAACACUCAUUCGCAGCACAAUCAUAACCAUAGCUACCAUGGUUCGCUGCAUAGUUCUCCCAAGUCGCCUUCGCCACCGUGCAACACUAGCAGCAGCAGCAACAGUUCAGCGGAUUCGUCGCCAAUUUCCUGUCAUGGGCCGGCCAAUCUGCACCAACAGCUGCAGCAGCAGUUUGGCAGUCUCUAAAGAGUGAGUGACAAUCAACUUCCUUUCAGUAGUUUUGCUCUCGAAAACAAAGUACUGCGUCACGUGUGGCCAAAUUCCCAUCAAUUUUGGUGCCCAAUUUAGGCACCAAUCGUUGUUAUUUAUUGCAAUUUAUUGUUGAAUCGUAAAUGUGGCAACAUUUUGUUCGUUGCUUCAUACGAGUUAAUCAACGCUCUGGCUAUGCUGAAAAAGCAUAGGAAAUCCAUUCGUAUGUUGAGAAAUGUAAGGCGGCUGGGGUGGAAAUGCAUGGCGCUGAAACACACCCGAUGAAGCAUUCCUUUGGGAGAUUUCCACGCUUGAAAUUUCCUCUAUGCAAAGGAAUUGCACCGGGAGGAAAUUAAACGACUACACCUGCAUCAAUUCGUAGCAUCUUCGGUGCGCUUACAUUAGGCCUUGUUGAGUUUAGUAAUAAUAGCUGGAUAUUGUUAACUUAAAUUGCAACAAUUUGCAAAUCACUGGAAUUAUUACCCCAAAAAACAAUCGCGAGAAGAAUGAACGAAUUGAUAGCAAAGCUUCCUAGCAAAAA